GUGCAAAUAGAAGAUCCAUCGAUAAACCCUUCCUCUACGCUUUCGCUAAGCAAAGCUAAACCCGAACAGGAACACCGAAGGCGAUGGCGAUGGCGAUGGUAUGGACUACAUCUUCUUCUUUCCAUCUCCUCCCUUCUUCUUCUUCUCUCUUUCCCCUCCAUAAACCCAACCUUCCACCUUCCUUCUUCUCCAACCCUUCAACUCCUCUCCAUCACAAACGCCUCUCCCUUACCACUCUCACACUUCCAUUUCAACCCUCCUCCUCCUCCUCCUUCCCAAACCACAUUUGCAGGGCCGCCGAAUACAAAUUCCCCGACCCAAUUCCCGAAUUCGCCGUCGCUGAAACCGAGAAGUUCAGAGCUCAUCUACUUCAAAAGCUCUCUAAGAAAGAUAUUUACGGGGAUUCAGUUCACGAGGUCGUCGGAAUAUGCACUGAGAUAUUCAAUACCUUUAUGCACACCGAGUACGGCGGCCCCGGGACUUUGUUGGUUUUACCUUUCAUAGACAUGUCUGAUACAAUCAAUGAACGGGGAUUACCUGGAGGCCCUCAAGCUGCCCGUGCUGCUGUCAAAUGGGCUCAAGAUCAUGUUGAUAAAGACUGGAACCACUGGACUGGUGAUGAUUCCACCUAACAGAAUUCAUUUUGUUGGUCUGAUUUACCAAUGCGAUUGUCCAGAUAUGAGUUGAAUUUGUUCUUGAAUGAACUAUCCGAGAUCUAGGGUUGAUUAGGGAUAGAAGGAUAGAACUUAGAUAAAAGCAAACAGAGACUCUUCAUUUUUCAGCUUGAUUGCUCAAAUAUUAGAUGUCUUUAUGAGCAAUCUAAAUUGUUUUAGCUGUACGGUAAGAUGAGAGCUGUUGAAUUAUGGAUGUUGUCCGUUUCUUGUUUAAAA
Molecule: messenger RNA, 890 nt
Organism: Benincasa hispida (wax gourd)
Lineage: Eukaryota; Viridiplantae; Streptophyta; Magnoliopsida; Cucurbitales; Cucurbitaceae
Product: protein PLASTID REDOX INSENSITIVE 2, chloroplastic-like
Biological process (GO): regulation of gene expression
Source: RefSeq, a predicted model, not a curated record